CUAUGCUGUAAAGGAAAAGGAUGAUGAAGAAAUGCUUAAGAUUAUGUCAAUUUAUGGUAUGGAUUUAUAGUUAGAUUAUUUUCAAGUUUUUAUUCAUUACUUGAUUUAUUUUCAAGUUUUUAUCUAUGGUAUGCAUAAAUGCCUAUAAUUCUAUCAUCUCACAGCCAUGAACCAUUUGUUUAAGGCUUAUCUCUAUUAGUUAGAAGACCCUCUUCAACUUUAUAUCAACUGCAAUAGUAGAACCAUUUGUUCGUGAUCUAUCAUCUAAAGAUCCAUGUUCUAAACUAGGAGGUUAUAUUUAUUUCUACUCAAAAUUUAUUAGAUUUUAAUUCAUAAUGUAAUAGGUAGUUUCAUUUGUAUUUUAUUUAUUUAUGGACUUAUGAAUUAUAUAAUUUAAUUUGUUCAACCCGUGUAAUACACGGGUAGAUAACCUAGUAAUAAUAAUAUAUAAAAAUUACGUAACAUAAGUAACAUAUAUAAUAAAAAAAUAAGUAACAACCCAAACUAAAAUAACCCUGGGCUGGUACCGGUAUUACGUUUCAAACCGGUAUACCGGAUUUUACCGCCGGUACAAACCUUAUGCCGUUUCACUUAUUUACCGGGGUGUUUCGUACCGGAUUUACAUCUGGAAACGGUAAUACCGGUAUAAACAGCCGGUAUUUACCGGUUUUUAAAACAUUGCAUAAAACUAUUUUCUUUUACCGAAUCAGAAAAGGAGUAAAUAUCGGGAUAUUUUCAUUUGAAAUUUAUUAAUUUGUGGCAACCGACGCAGACCCACGUUCUCCACUAUAUAUUGAAACCCCGAAUCCCUGAAACCGUCAUUACAAAUUUCAAAUCCAUUUGAGAGGCGUCUUGAUAAACGCCCUUCGAAUAAUAAUCCUUCAAACCCUAGAUCUCCGAUCCACAAUGAGAGAGUGCAUUUCCGUUCACAUCGGUCAGGCCGGUAUUCAGGUUGGCAAUGCCUGUUGGGAACUCUACUGUCUCGAGCACGGAAUUCAGCCUGAUGGCCAGAUGCCGAGUGACAAAACUGUUGGAGGAGGUGAUGACGCCUUCAACACUUUCUUCAGCGAAACAGGUGCUGGGAAACAUGUUCCUCGUGCUAUUUUUGUAGAUCUCGAGCCCACUGUCAUUGAUGAAGUGAGGACUGGCACAUACCGCCAACUGUUUCACCCUGAGCAACUCAUCAGCGGGAAAGAAGAUGCUGCCAACAACUUUGCUCGUGGCCACUAUACUAUUGGAAAAGAGAUUGUUGACCUAUGCCUUGACCGCAUCCGAAAGCUUGCUGACAACUGCACUGGUCUCCAGGGUUUCCUAGUGUUUAACGCUGUUGGUGGAGGAACUGGUUCUGGUCUCGGUUCUCUUCUGUUGGAGCGAUUGUCGGUUGACUAUGGUAAAAAGUCAAAGCUCGGAUUCACUGUGUACCCUUCACCUCAGGUUUCAACAUCUGUUGUUGAGCCGUACAACAGUGUGCUUUCCACUCACUCUCUCUUGGAGCAUACCGAUGUCUCUGUGUUGCUUGACAAUGAAGCUAUCUAUGACAUCUGCAGGCGUUCUCUAGACAUUGAGCGCCCCACCUACACCAAUCUUAACCGUUUGAUCUCUCAGGUGAUUUCUUCACUGACCACCUCUCUGAGGUUUGAUGGAGCUUUGAACGUGGAUGUUACUGAGUUUCAAACAAAUCUUGUACCUUACCCAAGAAUCCACUUCAUGCUUUCGUCAUACGCCCCUGUUAUCUCAGCUGAGAAAGCAUAUCACGAACAGCUGUCAGUUGCUGAAAUCACCAACACUGCGUUUGAACCAUCGUCUAUGAUGGCUAAGUGUGAUCCUCGCCAUGGUAAGUACAUGGCUUGCUGUUUGAUGUACCGUGGUGACGUUGCACCCAAGGACGUGAACGCAGCCGUAGGAACCAUCAAGACUAAGCGCACCAUUCAGUUUGUUGACUGGUGCCCGACUGGGUUCAAAUGUGGUAUCAAUUACCAGUCACCAACAGCGGUUCCUGGUGGAGAUCUUGCUAAGGUGCAGAGGGCUGUGUGCAUGAUUUCAAACUCCACAAGUGUUGCUGAGGUGUUCUCCCGUAUUGACCAUAAGUUUGACCUUAUGUACGCCAAGAGGGCUUUUGUUCACUGGUAUGUGGGUGAGGGGAUGGAAGAAGGUGAGUUCUCUGAAGCUCGUGAGGAUUUGGCAGCACUUGAGAAGGAUUAUGAAGAAGUUGGUCUGGAGUCCGGUGAGGGUGAAGACGAAGACGAAGAGGAAUACUGAGGGGAUAAGGUCUGUUUGUCGUGGCUGCUUUAUUAUUUUACUUUUGCUGGUUUGUUGUUUCUAGUACUCUAUGGCGUAUGUGUUGUAGUUGCAGACAUAUGGAUGGCUGUUGCAGCCUUUUCUAUUAUAUGUAUUUGGGAUCUCUAAUAUGAAUCUAAGCGUUUAGUAUUAUGUGUUUUUUUCUGCA
Messenger RNA from Helianthus annuus (common sunflower), 2446 nucleotides. Its product is annotated as tubulin alpha-4 chain. The transcript is spliced from 3 exons. The record is from RefSeq and is a predicted model, not a curated record. Lineage: Eukaryota; Viridiplantae; Streptophyta; Magnoliopsida; Asterales; Asteraceae. Gene Ontology annotation, cellular component: cytoplasm; microtubule. Gene Ontology annotation, molecular function: GTP binding; structural constituent of cytoskeleton. The coding region runs from base 907 to 2259 and encodes 450 amino acids. Gene Ontology annotation, biological process: microtubule cytoskeleton organization; mitotic cell cycle.